AUGUCAUCCCUUGAUAAUAACCUUAGGAAAGAUAUCCUAAAGAAAAAACCAACUCUUAUAAUACCGAAGAAAUCAAGAUUUGAAAAAAAAUGCGAAGUUUUGUAGAAACCUUUAGGAAUAUAUAAGACCUAUAUAAAAACAUUAUUAGGAUUUGAGUUAGAAUUGGAGGAAGACUUUAAUUAUAAUUGUAUUCUAAAGAAUUUCAAGAAAGAUCUAAGUGAAGAUAUUGAAAUAUUUCCUGACUGCGUAUUUAGGUUUCAAUAUGAUUGAUUAUUUUAAUUAGUUUAAUAAACCCAGACUAUAAAUACAAGAACGAAAAUUAAAAUUAAUGUUUAGUUAAUUCAAGUAUCGAAUUGUUUGAAUUACUUUAAUCAGGAUUAAGAAUCAAUUAGAAGUCUAUUGAUGAUCUUUUAUUAUUAAAAGCAAUUGAGUCAAUAUAUUUUAAUUUGCCAUUAUAAGAUGCAUGUUAUCAUUAAAAAAAGGAUCCCACCAUUCUUAUAACAGAAGAUAACCAUGAAUAAAAAAACACAAGGGAUAAAGAUUCGCAAUAACAAAAUUUAUUACCAGAAAAAUCAGACAUUAGGUAUCAUCAAAUUGAUAAAAAUGGUACUUUAACAUAAUUAGAUAGAAUUAAUUAAAAAUUACGUAACUUAAUUAGAAAAAUAGAUUCAUAAUUUACUUUUAAAAGACAUACAUGCAAAUAUCAUGGACUGUUUAACAUUAAAUUAUAAAGAAUUAAAAUAGACUUUGCUAAAAAGAUGGAGAGGAGGUUAAUAUUUGGAAAAUUAAGAUGAUAUAUGGAUGAGAAGUGGUAGUCCUACAUAAGAUGUUUCUACAUUAAUAAGAAAUGCUUUAAUAAUUAAAUUAAAUAAGGUAGGUUUUAAUAUAUAAUCCUUUCUAUCUGGUGAAGGGAAUGAGAUCUUUGUUAUGCUUAAUAUGCAAGAUUGUAAUCUUAAAAUAGUUGCUGAUUAAGGUCAUGUAUUAAAAUAAUUAAAUUUUUGGUUUACAGAUUUGUUUUCCUUAGAACCUGUUGACAAAUCAUUUAGACCUUUAAGAAUUAAUAAUAGAAUAUGGAAAUCUUAAGAUUAUGAUGUUUCAGAGUUAUUCUUAUAUUUAAAACCAUAAAUGAUUAGAUUACUUCAAUAGAUAAAUUUCAAAAGAAUAGCAAGAGAAACAAAUCAAAGUUCAAUUAAUUCAUAAUUAUUUGAAUAUGGUAAAUUAGAUUUUAGUGAGAAAGAUGAUGGUCCUAAUGAUGAAGAAUGGAUAGCAUAUCAUAAAUAUUUGACUCAUUUAGAAAAAUGUGUUAGAUAAUUUAGAUAGAGUUAAUUAAUUGAUAAUGAAUUAGCAUCUUUACUGAAUAAAUAAGUAACUGCUCUUUAAAUAUAUUAAAAAAGAAAUUACUCUAAUAAAGAAAUUCAAAAUUUAAAUUAUUAAAAUUUAUAAGAAUCUAGAAAUUAUGAGCAUUUAGAAAUGAUAAAGUAAAUUGAAUUAUAAACAGAAAGAAUAAUGGAUGAGUUUUCUAAUUUCUAAUUUUCAUUAUAAAUUCCUAAAGUAAAAGCAUUAAAAUUAUUGAAAAAAGAAUCAGUUUCUUUAAAUUAUCUUUAUUCUUUUUAAGAAGCUCUAAGAGUUGCAAAUGGUGAAUAAAUAAAAUUAUAUAAUUUAUGGGAAAGAUCAGAAAUGCCUCCUUUUGAUAUGUAUCAUCCUUAUUAAAUGCCUAAUAAAGAGAAUACAAAAACAUAAUAAGCAAAACAAGAAUUAAGUUGGAGGAAAUAUGUAAAGAAUGAAAAUAAUGAGAUAUCAUUAUUCUCAUCUUAAGAGAGAUUAAAAUUAGUUUAUCAAAAAGUAUCACAAGAAUUAGAUCUCAGUAUUAUGCAUUAAUUAGGUAUUAUUAAUUAAAUAUUCUGUCUUAAUGAUCAUUAUGAAUUAUUUGGAUAAUGUAGUAAUUUAUAGGCUUAGAUAACUUUGGAUACAAGAUUUUUUAAGAAGAAACCAUUUUAAUUAAUUGAUGAAUGGAAACUUGAUUAUUUGAGACCUUGGAUUAGUCCUUGUGAUUUAAUAUGUGGAUAUUAUGGAGAAAAAAUUGGUCUUUAUUUUUAUUUUAUGAGUUAUUUUACUGAAAUGACUACUCCUAUAGCUUUUUCAGGUCUUGCUUGUAGUUUAAUUUAAUGGAUAAUUUGGGAUAAUGAAAGUGAUUUUUACAUUUUAGUUACUAUAAUAUUUGCAUUUGUAUAAAUUUAAUGGAGUAAUGUUUUUACAGAUUUAUGGAAAUAGAAACAAAUUUAUUUUAAUUUAAAAUAUGGUUAAAAUGAUUAAGAUUAAUAAUAAGUGUAAAGAUCAAAAUUUAAAGGUAAACAUAUAAGAUCUUUAGUUAAUGAUUAAUUAAAUUCAAUUGAAGUAUUAUAUAGUGAAUAUUUGAAAAGAACUUUAGUUAGCUCAAUGUUACUAUUUUUUUUUAUAUUAUUUUAUAUUGGUAUAAUAGUAUCCUUAUUUGUUUUUACAGUUUAAUUGCAUAAUAAAUAUUCAGAGGAACUUAAAUAACUUGAUAUAGCUACAAUAGAAGUUACAUCAGCUGCAGCUAUGAAUUUUAUAGUUUAAUUAAUUGCAGACAAUAUCUUUGACAAAAUUGCCUGUUAAUUAACUGAAUAUGAAAACUAUAAAACUGUUGAAGCAUAUGAAACAAGCUUUGUAUUAAAGAAAUUUAUUUUUUAAUUUUUCUCAUAUAUAGCUCCUCUUUUAUUUUUAGAAUAUUUGAAUUAACCACUCAAAUUAUAUUGUUCACUUACAAAUUGUGAAAGACAUGUUAAAUAUUAUUUUUCUACUAUUGUAAUUUUAAUUCUAUUUAAGUAAAUUGUAAAUUUCUGUAUAUUUUUAUUUAAACUAACAAAAAUUAAAAUAAAAAAUUAUGAUUACAAUGAAAAUGAUAUUAUGGAUUUUGUUGAAGAAUAAUCAUAAAGAUAACCUUAUUCCUAAGAUUUUGAGAGAUAUGGUACAAUGUAAGAUUAUAUGGAAUUAUUCGUUCUUAUUUCUUUUUUAAGUAUAUUUGGAUAUACAUUUCCAUUUAGCUUUUUUAUUUUAUGGAUAUCCAAUAUUAUGUAAAUUUAAGUCAAAAAAAAUACAUUUUUGUAUUGUUUAUAAAGACCAUGGCCUAAAAAUGAAAGUUCUUUAGGAAUUUGGAAUUAUUUUCUUGAAAUUAUCAGUUUAUUAUGUUUAUUAACAAAUACUGGUGUAGUAACAAUACAAUAUAAUAAAUAAUUUGGUUAUGAACUUAUUAUAGUAUUUUUAGCUGUUUUAAUAUUUAAUUGUUUUGGUAAAUUUUUUAUUGGUAUAAUAUUUGGAUAAAUUCCAGAUGCUUUGAAUGACCUUAUGAAAAGACAUAAAUAUUUAAUAAAAGCAACCCUUUAAAAUAAAAUUAAAGAAGGAAAAUCUUAGGAAAAUAAAGAUGCUUUAAAAAGAUUUCCUAUUUUAAAAGUUUAUGGUACUUUAAAUUCUGCAGAAUCUGGUAAAUUUGAAACAGUCAGUUCUGAUGAUGAAUUACAUGAUCAUUAUGAAAUACCAGAAAUCAAAUAAAAAUUAGAUAUUAUUAAAGUUGAAUAAUUUACUAAAAAUUUAGAUAAACAAUAUUUAGGUGAAUUUUAAUUUACUAAAAUUUUGGAAUAUUUUAAUUAAAGAGAAUAGAAUUGGGCUUUUAAAUGUGUAUUUAAAAAUUAAAAGGAAAAAUAAAAACUUAGAUUAUUAUUAAAAAUUUAUUCUUUAUUAUAUAAAGCAUAAAUUUUAACUAAAUAUAGAUAACUUUGGACAGAUAGAAGAGUAUCUUAAAGAUUUGUUCAUAUGAGAAGGAAAAUAAUUUAAUUAAGAAAUUUAGAUUAUAGAAGAUAUUUGAUAAUCUCAUCGAAACUUAAUUUAAUGAGAACUUAUUAUGAUGAAAAGGCUCAAUAAAGGUUUAGAAAAGAUUUCUAAUUGAUUGGAUAAUAGGUAGAUGAAAAUGGAGAAGAAAAUAUAGAAUAUACAAAUUUAGUUAAGAAAUAUCAGAGAUAUGUUGAAAAACAUGCAUGGUUAAAUACAAGAAAAGUAAUUCUACUUAAAAUAAAAGCAUUAACUUUUAAAGGAUUUAGAAAAUAAGUUUUUAAAAAACCAUCACUAUAAUUAAUUUAAGAGUUUUAUAAAAUUACAUAAAUUAUUGAAGAUCUUGAACCAGAAAAUCCAUUAUAACCAGAAUUAGACUCUUAAAUUGAUUAUUCAAAUUUAGAAAAAAUAAAAUUUUCUGAUUUUAUUGAUAUUUUCAAUAAUAUUGAAUUAAAGUAAUUUUGUUAUAUUAAUUUUAAGAUAAAAAGUAGAAUGGUUUUUACCACUAAGUUCUUAAAGAAAUAAUUCAUCAAAUUAUUUUAUUGAAGAAAUGAAAUCAAUUGAAUUCAUAAAUAUAAUUGAUUAAUGUAAAGACUCUUCCAUUUUUCAAAAAACCAAUACAGUACUUGAAUAAAUUAUACUCUCAUAUUUUUAAAUAGAAUAAUUCCCUAUUCCUUAAAUCAAAUUCAUCAAGCAUAUGCAUGAUAAUAUCUGGAUAAUUAAAAUGGGUUAAUCAGAAACAACUUAUUUAUUGUAAUUUUUCUAAAUAAAACAUGGAGAAUAGAUUCAGCUAUAAAAAUAUGCAGAUAAUCACGAAGGAAUAUUAUAUGCUGAAAGUAAGACUUAUUUUAGAAUGGUCAACACUGUUGAUCAGAUAGAUGACUUUUAUAUUAAGGGUUAUUGUAUUUGUAUUUAUGAAGCAUUUGAGACCAAAAGCUUUUUAUAAGUAUUAAAAUACAGGAAAACUUAUGGAAUACCUUAUACAGAGGCUGAAAUCAAAUAAUUUCUCCAUGCCUCCUUAAAUUUAUUAAAAGUUGCUGACUUUAAAAGUUUAUCAAGUCGAAAUAUGUUCUUAAUUAGAGGAGAAUAUCAUAUUUUAAAUUCAAUGACAAAGUUUAAUUCAUUUUUUGAAUUGGGAAAAAUUGUUUUAGAAAUGAUAUAUUUAGAAGAAAUAGAAGACAUUAAACAAUAUUUUGAAAAAUUACAGCAUCCUUUAAAAUGGUUAAUUAAUGAAUUAUUAUUUUUAGAAGAUAAUCUUCAAAAACUUUAAGAUUUUAUUUAAAAAUAAUAUUGUUUUACAGAUAUUAAAUUUGAAAUUGAACAUCAAUAAAAACAAUAAUCAACUUAAGGAUUAUCAUAUUAAACAUUUACUUGGUCAAUGUUACAUAAAAUUAAUUUAAAUUUCAGAAUGAAAUAAUUUUAUGAUGCUUUACUUUUAACUUAAGAAUAUGAAGAUUAUAUAAAGAAAGAAGUAUAUUAAAUUAAGGAAAAUACUUUUUCUUAUUUUUGCAUAUAAUUAAUAGAAGAUUUAAAUUCAUAUUUAUUAUCAUCUCAUUCACUUAAAAGAAAUCUUGAUAUGAUAUUGAUAUACUACUAUUAGAUUGCAACUAAAUUUUAAAUAAAAUAUGAUAUAACAAGAUAAUUGAAUUAUUUUAUUGACAUCUUAAAGAAAUUGACUAUAGAAUUAAGACUAAUAAUAAAGUAAUUGAUAUCAAAUAUCAAUGUAGCAAAUUUAAAUUAAACUGAAUAAUGUAUUAUUCUAAAAACAAUAUAAAAUGAUUCAGAAUAAUCUUCUUAAUUAUUAUCUAAACAAAGAUAAUUAUUACUUAUGUAAUUAAGAAAAAACCUUAAUCUUAUAGACAAUAUAUUAGUAUUUGAAUAAUAAGUAAAUCGAUUCCUUAAUUAAUUUUAUGCUUUAUUUACUUUAUAAUAAUAUUAUAGUGGACAUUAUGAAUUUGCCAAAUUGGCAAUCUCUACUAUUAUUGAAACUUAAUAAAAAAUCAUGCACAAAUAAAAGCUUCCUGAAAUUUUGAGUGAAGCCUAAGAAUUAAGUCCAAGUUAAUUUAAUUUUGAUUAAUUAAGUCCUGGUAUGGAGAGGGAAGAAUAAGAAAUAGUUCAUGAAGAAAUAUGGGUAUUUAAUAUAAAUUCAGAAAUAAAAACCAAUCCUCUAUAUGCAAUAUAGUAUGUUUAUUAUCUCUACUUAUAAGUAAUAAUAUUACAUGAUUGUAAAAAUGAAUUGUUUAACUUAAAAUAAAAAGAAUUUCUUGAUUAUAAUUUUAAAGAUGUUCCAGCAUAUACUUAUUUCCAAUAAUUAAUUUCUUCACUUUAAUUUAAUUUUUAAAUCACUCAAAAAAAUGUACAAUUCUUUUAAUAAGAGUCCUAAUGUGAAUUAGGUAAAUAUAACAUAUUAUGGAUUAAAACUAAUAUGGAAAAUAAAUAAUAUAUUUAGUCAGAAUUAGAAGAAUCAACUAAUAUGGAGUAUAAUUGGAGAUAAAUAUUAUCAUAUAAUAAUUUAAAAUGUAGUUCUUAGAACAAAACUGUGUUACUAUAUAUCCUCAAAUAAACCUCAACCAAUGAAUAAAUGAAAAUUCUUUUGAAUAUAAGAGUUAUUCAUUUUCUUUUAAAGUUGUAUGAUUAUUGUCCAAUUAACUUAAAGUAAAAAGUCAAUAUAUUAAAUAAAGAUUAAUUAGGUUAAUUAAAUCUAGAAGGUACAUCAAAAAUACUCUAAUUAUAAUAAUUGCAUAAAAUAUAUACGUUAGGAGUAAAAAUAGAUUAUUUUUCCAAUCUAAAUAAUGAAACCUCUUCAUGGAUAUUUCAUUAGGGUUUAAUAUAAUUAAGAAUCUUUAUCUAUUAAUCUUAUUGUUAUAGUUUUUCAAAAAGACAUUUUGAAAAUAUUUCCACUUAUAUCAAUUUUUAAGAGGAAAUAUUUACUUAAAUUUCUAAAUUAAUGAUAUAAGGAGACACAAUAUUUUCAAAAGCUAAGAAUUAUUAAAUACUUUAAUAUCCAAUGGAUAAUAUGUUAAUUAAUCCUUAAUCUGAUUAUUUUGGAUAUCAUUAAUAUUUUUUAACAUAAACCAGAAUUAUGCUUCUAUAAAAAAAGAAACUAUUAGAUAUUUAUAAAUGUUUCGAGUAAUAUAUGAAUGAAAAUUUUAAAAACUCAAUAUUCAUUUUAGGUUUAAUAUAAAUAUAUUAUGAAUUUGAAGAGAUUGAUAUGGCUAAUUUAAUAGUUUAUUUUACUAAGAAAUUAUUAGAUAGUAAUGCAAUAAUCUUUACUGAUGCUCAUGAAGGAUUUAAAAAAGAUUUAUAAAUAAUAGAAGCUGUUUUAAAAUAAAAAAGUUAAUAAUUAAUUAAACCUCCAUAUAAUAGACUCUAUCAUAGAAAUGAUUUUAUUGAAUAUUUUGAAGAUGAAACAUUAAAUGCAAGAUAUUUUCUUUUCAAUUUACCAUAUUAUUUUAAUAUUCAAUUUUCACAAUCAAUUAUAGAAGAUUUCAUAGCUGUUAGUCUUGUUAAAUUGAGUUUACCUUUAUAAUAAAUGUUGAAAACUGCUUAUUGUUCAAUUAAAGCAGAAUGUGGAGAUGAAGAAAUCUUAACAUUAUUAAAGAUGUAUUUAUUAUAUAUUAUAAUAGAGUAAGUGAAUAUAAAUUUUUAGAAGGUAGUUUGACUUGGGCAUUCCAUUUACAUUUUAUGUGCAGAUAUUAUAUAUCUAUGAUAGAUAUGGAAAAGGCAUACGAUUAUUCAAUAUUAUUAUUGUCAUAUUUAUAUUAAUUAGAUCUACAAUAAGGUUUUUAUAUAAAGGAGAAUAAAAAUGGAUUUAAAAAUCAUUUUGUAAUAUUAAUUAUUUUAAAUUUAGAUAUGUUUUUAGUCAGAAAAGAAUAUAAUCAAAUAAAUUUGUUAACCUAAAACUAUCCUAAUAACAGAAUCAAUUGAAGAUACUUUAUUUGAUAAUGUUAAUGAUGAAUUUUUUGUCAUGGAAUGCAUUAUUAAUCAUUUAGAGAUUUUAUCUAGAAGCUAAUUUUAGAUUCCCCUUUUAAGUCUAUUACUUCAAUUUCAAUUAAAAUUAUAAAAUUAAAGACAUAAAAUCUACUUUUGGAAAGUCCUCUCUUAUUUUUUAAAUAGAAUUGCUACAGAAAAUUUGAUUCCAGAUGUAAUAUCACAACUUUAAGAAGUCAAAAAAGAUCGUUUAUAAGAAUUGAAGGAUAUUAGAAGAUUGAGUAAAAAGAAAAGAAAUGCAAAAAUUUUAUUAAGAGAAAUUACUUAAUAGGAAUUUGAAGAAUUUGAUUAUUAAAACAAUCUUAUUACAUUUUAGAUGAAUCUAUAUAAAUUAGAUGAAAAUUCAAACCAAAAGAUAUUUAUACUUUUAUCUUGUUAAGCAGCUGAAAGAGCUUUAACAGGAUAUUCAAAUUAGUGUAAAGAUAAGAAUAAAAUAAACAAACAUCAAAUUAGUGAAUUGAAACUUUUAUUGGCUUAAAAUUAUAUAUGGAUGAAUCAAAAUGGAAAUGCUACAUUAACUUUAAGUGAAGCUGAGGAUGUAAUUGUUGAAUGGUUUGGUAAAAUCAAACAUCCAAUUAAGGGUCUCUAUUUUUAUAAUUUGGGAUAAAUAAAAUUAUCUAUAUAUUAAUAAAUCCUUAAGAUUUUAUAAAUAUUUAUUGAGGAAUAUGCAUUUAAUAUGUUGGAAAUGAAAUUAAUCAUUUAAGGAUUAGCAGUUAUGAAACCUUUAUUAUGGAGAUAAAUGGAUUUAUUUAAUGCAGGUUAAAUUCAAAGUUUAAUUCCUUUUUUUAAAAAUUAUUUAUUAGAUGUUGCUGAUGAGUCUGUUUUUGAUUGUCCAAAAAGUAGAUAUUCAACAAAUGAUGCUAAAAUAAUUUUAGAUGAAGUUUUAUAAAAUAAUAUGGCAUUUGAUUUAUCAGGAAUCACUGAAUUUAUAGAUGUAUUUUUAUAUUUAUAUAAUUUUAGGCUGAAAAUUGUUUUAAAUUGUUUGAGGCAGAUAAUUUUUUAACAAAAGAUUUAUCGAAUUAGAUAUUCAGAAUUUAAAAUGAGAAAUUAUAAAAUCAAGCUGAAAGAAUAUGA
Paramecium pentaurelia is the source of this 8907-nucleotide messenger RNA. Lineage: Eukaryota; Ciliophora; Oligohymenophorea; Peniculida; Parameciidae. The record is from the annotation of a GenBank genome assembly.